Molecule: messenger RNA, 2519 nt
Organism: Stegodyphus dumicola
Lineage: Eukaryota; Metazoa; Arthropoda; Arachnida; Araneae; Eresidae
Product: calaxin-like
Molecular function (GO): calcium ion binding
Source: RefSeq, a predicted model, not a curated record
UAGUUUCAUACAAAAAAAACUAUUUCACUGUUCUGUAUUUUCUUGGUAAAUUUAAGAAACUGCUAUUCUUCGUUGCCAUGAUAACAAAGAAAUGAAAUAUAGCUCAAAUUAAUUCAAUCGGUCAUUUGUAAUCGAUACUGUAUCAAACGCCACCAUGAAUGACAACGGAAUUCGUCCAUCUUCCAAAAAAGUUGGUAUAACGAAACGGAAAGAGAUUGCUUUGAUUCAAAAGUUGUUGCCAAAAACGCAUUUCAAUGAAAAGCAACUGAAGUAUCUUUUCAAAUUUUACUCAUGCCUCGUUGGGGAGAAAAAGUCUUUGGAAAAAAUUGACUUCCUGGAAAUGCUGCACGAGACGUUCGGCUAUGUGCAACACUUUUUCAUGAAUAGAGUGUUUCUCUUUGCUGAUACCAAUAAGGACGGACGAAUUGAUAUCGAAGAAUUUGUCCAUUUCCUGUCCAUCGUUCUGUGUGGCACCAGAGAAGAGAAAAUACGUUUUUGCUUCGACUGUUACGAUCUGAACGAAAAUAUGCAGCUGAGCCGUGACGUCAUCACUACUCUCCUCAAUCACACCAGUUCAGAGGCAGUCGAGAUCAACCCAGACAUGAUCUUAGAACUCCUGGAAAGGAUUUUGAAGAAAAUGGAUAAAGAUGGCGACGGCAUUCUCGUCUACGAAGAAUAUAAAUCUGCUGCCUUGGAAGACUGGGUGUUGAUCGAAGCUUUUGGACAAUGCCUGCCAGAUUAUAACCUUCACUAUUCAUUUAUAGAACGAAUGGAAAAACCUUUCGCUGGGAAAAGGAAGACGAAGUAAUGUCUGGAAAGUACGCUGUACAUAUUAACGCAGUUUCUUUCAAAAACAUUACUCUUAUAAAAGCAGAGUACCUUGUGUUUGAUCCUCGUUAGUAUUUAAUGGACUGUGUUCUGUAGACGUGCCUUCACACACCUUCAGUAUAACUUAAAGGAAUCACAGACUCUGGCAAACUUAUUUUGUAUCAUUUACUCUGACAAACUUUGACAGACCAACUUCAUUUGCUUUCUUUCUACGCACAUCAACUAUGCUGAAGAAUGGCGACAUACCAUACACGACGAAAAAUCCAAUUCCAGCUUACUUACACAAGACCACACUUCAAAGAAACCUAUAAGCCGUUGGAACUCCAGGUCGCUACCAAGUGAAGCUCCAAGCGCACGUUUAAAAAUCUAACUUGUAUUUGUGUCUCUCCUCAGCUCAGUUACUACAAAUUCAGUUUGCAUAAGUGACAUCAAACUUAUCCCCAGCCUUGAAAUUCCAAAGCUGAGGAUAACUGUAAACAAUUAAAGUUAAAUAAGUAGACCUGAAAAUAAGAUAUUAAGUUCUCUAAUAUCAUGAAUUAAAUGGCAAAGAGCAUAGCCUCGCUAUAAGUCGCUCCAUCUCAUCAUAGGGAGUUCCUAAAACCGUUACUCAAACUCUGUGAUCCAGGCCGGAAUACACUUUAAUAAUUCUUCUCAAUUUUCAGGGCAGUGGAGCUAGAUUAUCGUUCUUUUAAUCAAGACCAUUUCACCAACUUUGAGAUAUUUCUCCAACCUGCACCACUUAGGUCUCUGCUACAACCUAGAAAAAUACUCACUACUUCAUCACUCCCAAAAGUGUUGAAACAGCAUUUGCAAAUUCCUCCAUAGAUCACUGUGUAGCUCAACUUCUGAAUUAAGUUAGGUUCUGGAAGAGCAUGUAAAGCCUUCUUGUUAGAAAGUGUCCUGGUUAUUUUUGGUCAAAGAAAGAAUUUGGUGCCAAUUAACGUUUUCUUUCUUUGACCAAAAUUUGGUGCCAAUUUUUGGCCAAAGAAAGAAAGCGUUAAUUAAAUCGCACUUUUUAACGCAAUUGAGUUGUAUAUUAAUUGACUAAAUCUGCAUGUAUAUGCAAAUAAGGCAGAGAAUUUUACUAAAAUGCAAACAGGAAACCAAAAAUGUUUGAAAAUUCUGGUCUUAUGUUUGGAAAACAUCUAGGGGUUUUCUUUUUAAAAUUCAAUGUCUGCUUUAGAACACUGCUUCUCAACUUUUUUUUUUUCUGCGGACUGGUAAAAUUUACGAAAAUAUGUUGCAGACUGAUGUUCGCCCCCCAAAAAAAAUCUUCACAAGGUAUUAAAGAAUUACUACAUAAGUUAAUUGUUACAUUCUUAUUAUCAUUUACCUACAAUAAUAUUUAAGUGUAAAGACAAGUAAAUAUUGUAAUUAUUAUACAUAAGUAUAACUACCAUUUAUAAAUUAAUAAACCUCUGAGAAAAAUCGCAUAAAAUUAUACAAAAAAUAUCACAAAAUCAUUGCAUAUAAAAAACAACCGACCAGUGACGGUUCACUAGACAAGCGACUGAAAAUCCUAGAUAUACCUACUGAAGCGCCACCUGUCAACCUCUUCACGUCGCUUUUCUUUUGCCGAAGUGGCAGCAGCUGAAAUAAUCGAAAUUCACAAUAACAAUUGAAUUCUGUCAAAAAACUUCGUUGCCAUUUGCUUAGCUUCUGUAUUCUUGUUAAUAAAGUUAUUUAAAGAA